This is a messenger RNA of Hyposmocoma kahamanoa, 6094 nucleotides long. It is a transcript of the gene spg, whose product is annotated as dedicator of cytokinesis protein 3. The record is from RefSeq and is a predicted model, not a curated record. Gene Ontology annotation, biological process: small GTPase-mediated signal transduction. Lineage: Eukaryota; Metazoa; Arthropoda; Insecta; Lepidoptera; Cosmopterigidae. Bases 314 to 5392 code for a protein of 1692 amino acids. Gene Ontology annotation, molecular function: small GTPase binding; guanyl-nucleotide exchange factor activity. Gene Ontology annotation, cellular component: cytoplasm; plasma membrane. The transcript has 34 exons.
AUUUAAUUGGAAGGGGGACGUGCGAUCUGGGCUGCCGCUCGAAAUUGGCGAGACAGUUCAGAUAUUGGAGGAGCAUGGAGGCUGGUAUCGCGGUUUCAGCACAAAGAACAGAUCAACCUGGGGCAUCUUCCCUGGGAGUGUAAUCUCCAUCCGACCGUGCACUGUCAAGGGCACUGGAGCCAAUGCUAUAGCCGAACUGAAGGAUGAUCCACUGGUUAGAGAGAUCGCAUGUGUGUUACGGGAAUGGGCGAGGUUGUGGAAGAAGUUGUAUGUGGAGCGGGAAACCUACCGUUUCAGCGCAGUGGCGAAGGUGAUGCGAGAACUGCUGAGCGGUAGACGAGCGUUGCUGGCAGGUACACUGACGCAGGAUCAAACUCGAGCCUUACGUCUGAAACUCGUCGCCAAACUCGAUUGGGGAAAUCGUAAACUGGGCCUAGAGUUGGUUCCUAGACGCGGUGCAGAGGCGGUCGACCCGGAGGAGAUAAGUCUUGUAGAGUUAUACCGAGUUCAUGUGGAGAGCGCCGAGCGAGCAGCCGCGUGGCGAGGUACACUUCGACGAGCAGGCGGUUCAGGCAGCAGUUUCAACUCAGGCACUCUUACAAAUGGCACUGCCAAUAUCACCACAGUCCAAUCACAUCAUCUCAUGUGCAGCAUGCGUGACUUCGGUCACACAGCUGGCGGAGACGAGGCAGAACUUCUUCUAUGGCUCCACGACGCGCGAAGAGGUCAACCUUUAUCAGAAAGAUUCCGAGUUCGGAUAGCUAGAGAUGGAUUUUCCAACUAUGUGGAUAGACUACAUGCGAAUAGCACUUUGUUUGCUGACCUCUCAGUAACAGAUCUCAGCCGCGAGCUCUGGCUGGUGGCAUGGGUGGUUCGAGUGGGUCGGUGGUCCGGCGCUGGUAGUAGUGGUACUGGUACUGGAGAACGAAAAGGGCCAGUCGCGAGAAGACCACUGGGCGCUGGAGUGUUACCUCUUACUGAGUUCUUGAGACAACCACCGCAAAGUUCGGUGGAAAAGGAAUAUACGUUCAAGGUAUAUCAGUGUGAAGAGAAAGAUUUUCAUCAGUUACACGAUAUCCUAAUUAGAAAACAAACCAAUAAAUGUAAUAUUUUACCUGGACAACCAAAUUAUGGCAUCGUAGUAGCACUUCGUCUUUUAUCCAAUCAGGGUAGCAUAUCAGAAGCAGUGGGUUCUGGAGCCACAGUUACCGCCAAACGAGGGUUCCCAGACGUCAUCAUGCCAGGUGACGUCAGGAACGACCUUUAUCUCACGUUGGAGAAGGCCGAAUUUGAACGUGGAGGAAAGACCACUGCGAAGAAUGUACUCGCGACUGUCAGUGUCCAUGACUGCAAAGGAAUGAUUAUUCAAGACUGUGUUUGGGGUGCAAGUGGCAACGGAUCUACCUCAUAUGAAUCCUUAGUGCUAUACCACAACAACAGCCCUUCGUGGGGCGAGCAGCUGCGGCUCACUGUUCCUCUUGAGAAAUUUACUAAAGCACACGUUCGCAUCGAAUUUAGACAUUGUUCCACGAGAGACAAAAACGAAAGGAAGCUUUUUGGAUUCUCUUAUGCAAGAUUGAUGGAACCUAGUGGUGCAACUCUUAGAGACGGCGCACACGAAUUUUUUGUGUACAAAUGUGAUGAUCCUUCCAAGCUGGCGUCAGCGAGCUAUCUAAAUCUACCGUCGUGUGCCAAUGAUACUUCCCGGCUUGGUUCGACCAAUGGCAUUGUCCCUUCGUUCCAGAGGAGCUCCAAAGAGAACUGUGUAAUUAACACUCUCCUGUGUUCUACUAAGCUCACUCAAAAUGAGGAUCUCUUAGCUUUGCUUCAAUGGCGGGCUCGACCUGAAAAAGUGCAGGAAACUUUGCUGCGAGUUUUGCGGCUCGGCGAUGGACUGAGUUGUGAAGAGCUAAUCAAAUUCUUAAGAGAUGUGUUAGAUGCUCUAUUUGCUCUGUUCUCCACUGAAGACGGUAAUAGUACUCCAUACUCUGGCACGGUGUUUCUGGUACUAGUGUCGAUCUGUAGUCUUCUGGAAGAGACUCGUUUCCAGCACUUCCGACCGGUUCUUGACGUUUACAUCGAGGAACAUUUCUCAGCUGCGCUGGUUUACAAGGGUCUCCUGUCGUCGGUGCAGCACUGUGCCGAGUGGGCAGCCGGAGCUGAAGGGCAAGAGCCCAUUCGUAAAUGCCUCCGCUCACUUGGUGCCGUAUUCCGCCUCGCGGUUCGCUCGCGGCAAUUGUUCGCUCGCGCCACAGGUGGACAGUACGAAGAUAGCUUCAGGAGAGAUGUGCGAACGGCAUUGAAUGCCUUAAAAGUUUUGGCUCAACAUCCACAUAGAGAACAUUUGGCACCUGCUCAGGUAGCAUUAAUGGAGUCGUGGCCGAGCGUAGCAAAAGAGGUAGCUACAGCAUUAGGGCCAGUGGAGGCCGCGAGAGUCACUGCUGCCAUGCUGGACGCGCCAGCCGCCAACGCACCUCCUGCAUUGGCAAAAGCGCGAUUGGCUGCAGCCCAGGAGAUACUGAAGGGACCUUUGGGAUAUGACCCUGAAGCACGCAACAUAGUGCUGACAACUGCUUGUCAUCACCUAGCGCGUCGCGAGGAGCUCACACAAUGCGCAGAAAUGCUCGGUGAACUUGUCAUUCUAUUGUGGAAAAAAGAAGAUCCACAAGAACCGAGUGAUCCGGAUCAAAUAGACCCGGAUGUAGAUGUAUUGUGUUUAAAUACAUUAGAUGUGUUGGUUGAGACUGUCUUGCAUCUUAUUGGAGGCAAUUCACCGGUAUUGGGUUCGAUGGUAGCGUGUCUUCUCGGCGCCAUGGAGCUACUUAAACCGGAGCACUAUCAGCGCCUGUGGAGUCACCUUGCACCCCACCCGCACGAUCGCAAGCCGCUCAAAGACUUUUUGAUGCGCGCUUUCCUUGUAUUCCGACAUCUUAUUGAACAGGAUGUAUUCCCUUCAGACUGGAUGGUAUUGCGCGUACAGAGUUGCAAAGUGCUGUUAUCUGCACUACAAGAUUUGGCGAAACCAUUACUUGAGAGGUUUAUGGGUGAGGAGCCACCUCAGUUCGAUUCUCAAUUAUGGUCCGGCUACAUAGAACUAGGCGUCGCCCUAGUGACGUCAAGUGCAUUGCAGCCUGAGCGCUGGUCGGGACGUGGCCCGGACAGACCGCGCAUGCGCGUCAACGCUGGCUUGCAAGUUCUAGCAGUAUGGAGUAGACUCGGUCCAGCACAACUCCACCUAGUACCUGGCGCAGUAGGAGCACUCCUAGAAAUAACUCUAGUCGGAGAGCUAAGACGCGUGGCCCUCGGCGCUCUUGUCUCUCUAAUGGCUUGUGAAAGAGCCGCCACGGGUUCCGCAAGAAGAACCGAAGCCGCGUUGGUUGAUAAGCUGGACUCGCUCGUGGCAGAUAAUAAGGCUGAUGACCAUUAUAGACGGCUCUUUGACACUGUGCUAAUGGAGCGAGUUUCGACGGAAGGGUGGCGCGAGGCGGGGGCGGCGUUCGUCGGUUGCGUGACGCGUUUGCUCGAGCGGCUGCUCGACUACCGUGCCGUCAUGCAAGGCGCCGAGCAUAGAGACAAACGGAUGGCGGCCACUGUCAAUCUCUUGAACUUUUAUAAAAACGAGAUCGACCGCAAAGAGAUGUAUCUUCGCUACGUUUACAAACUUCAUGACUUGCACAUAGCUUCGGAUAACUUCAUUGAAGCGGGAUGCACGCUUUUGCUGUACGCAGAAACAUUAAGUUGGGACAGCGAUCAAAUAGGCGUAGAUCCAGAACACCCUGAAACACCAGAGUGGAAACGGAAAGAGGCUAUUUACAAUCAAGUGUUGCAGUACUUUGAUCGCGGGAAGUGUUGGGAAAAAGGUCUUCCCCUGCUUCGUGAAUUAGCAACAAUAUACGAAGUAAAGUUGUGCGAUUACGCGCGUUUGGCUCACUGUCUUCGUACACAUGCGACAUUCCUAGAUUCCAUAUUGGAACAGCUGUGGCCGGAGCCUGAGUACUUUAGAGUCGGAUUCUAUGGGAAAGGAUGCCCCUUGUUCGUCAGGAACAAGCAAUUUGUGUAUCGCGGACACGACUACGAACGCAUAGGCGCGUUCACGCAACGACUUCAAUCGGAAUAUUGCUCGGCGCAUAUACUUAUGAGGAACACCCCUCCUGAUGACACCAUCAUUGCCUCUGAUGGACAAUAUAUCCAAAUCUGUAACGUAAAACCUGUGCCAUCCCGACGAGUCUGGCCGCCUGGUACACCGGAGCAAGUGAAGCGAUUCUACGCAUGCAACGAAGUCAACACGUUCCUAUGCGAUCGGCCAUUACAUAAACCACCUAUUGACAAGGACAACGAGUUCAAAAGUCUCUGGAUUGAACGUACUACGUUGGUGACAGAGAACACAUUGCCUGGAAUAUUGCGGUGGUCUGAAGUCGUCUCUAGAUCUGUUGAAGAAAUACCUCCAGUUGAAUUUGCCUGCGAAACAAUGGAAGCAACGGAGCGUGAGCUACGCAGCCUCAUUUCUCAAUACACCGCCGACCCAACACGAAAUAUCAACCCGUUCUCCAUGAGGCUACAAGGCACCAUCGACGCUAAUGUACAAGGUAUUUUUGUGAACAUUUUAUACAUUUAUAUUUACUACAUAGAGGCAGUGGACUUUGUUUCUUCCCGUUCUGAGGAAUAUACCCACCAAACAAUACAGGUAAUUACACCGUUGCCGCCUGUUCCGAUGAUGGAUAAGCGAUCACACAGCAUACAACAAAACGACAGCUACUACGAGGAUGGACAUCUUUAUAAUAAACCGAUUUAUUCUAUCGAAGACGCAGUAGACCAGCAAAGUAUAAUGACGACAAGUCUCCCGAUCAACGAUAGCCGUGAAUGUAACGAUGACAUGAUCAAGUCUGCACCGCCUCUGCCCUUACGACCGAAGUCAGGCGACCCAAGGAGUCCUACUAGACCACCUAUGGAUAAGUACAGAGACGCAAUCGAUGGAGAAGUAAUUGAGACGCGAAGACACAGCCGGCUAUCGUGGAGCGAACCUGGAGAUGCGCCACCGCUUCCGCCCAGAGUCACAGGAGAUAAACGCGGGACGUGGAACGAGCCCCCGCCAGUCAUACCUCGCCGCGCAGCGCGUAAUGUGGACACACCCGAGGACCGCCGCGGCAACGACACACGCGACUCCGGCGUCAGCGAGGACCACAGCUACACCAAUGCCGACGAACAUCGUCAUCAGCAUAACGAUUUCGACCUGUCGGUAGACUCGCUCCGCUACGAAGAAAUAAUCUCUAUAAUGUCAGAACCACUGCGGGUAGACGAACACGAAAUGCCUCCGCCCAUCCCGCCGAAGGGCCUAGGCCAUAUCAACAGUUUCGACUCCGAACAUCACGAGAACGGAGAUUCGCAUUGCUAAAUUGUAUAAUUGAUCUUGAUUGAUACCUCAAGAACCGACUCAGUUAAACGGUAGGUCAUAGUAAUGUUCUGUUUAUCCCAAUGAUAACUGAGUGUGAAGUGUAUGUACUUGUGAGAUGUCGUUCGGCACACCGAUAUGUCAUACAUACAAAUAGUCCUGCCCAGUUGGUGGUAGUUGUUAUGCAAAGGUACAUAUGAACAUCAAUUACGAUAUUGGCAAUGCAUGGCACAAUAUGCUAUUGAAUAAUUAUUAUUUACGGACGUUACAUCAAAAGGCGUUACAUAGGGCCUGAAAAAACUACAGUAACAAUUCAUUCGAACAACAUUUCGCUAUUUUAAACGCCUGUCAAAACAUUUUGACAAAGAACGCAAGAUCUGUUGUAUUCCAUUUUAUAAGGCAAUUGAGUGUAGCUUUUAGAACUUGUAACUGCGUUAUGUUGUAAAUUUUAACUUUUAGCCAAUAUAUGGCUAAAGGUUUACAUAACCCAUUUUAUUUUAAUAAGGACUACCAUGUGGUCAUGGAAUACAGCUUUUAAUUAUUAACAAAAGCCUGUCACAGGUAAGCAUUUUAUGGCCGCUAUUGGUGGUAUAUAAAUACUAUUAAUCGUAUAUUUUUCGGCAGGUCCUACGAUCACGUUAUCCAUAAAAUGUACGUUAGUUAGGAAAUUGGAUAACUGCCGGCAAUUUAAUCAAAGUUGGAUAG